Molecule: messenger RNA, 2511 nt
Organism: Moesziomyces aphidis
Lineage: Eukaryota; Fungi; Basidiomycota; Ustilaginomycetes; Ustilaginales; Ustilaginaceae
Source: the annotation of a GenBank genome assembly
AUGCUAGCCUAUGCGGCUGCAUCUUACGCCGCCUUGAACUAUGCCUUCCUCAGCGCUCUGUCAGCGCCGUACCCGGCCAAGGACCCUGCGUCGUACGUCAACACGCUCAUCGGCACGCUAGGCGGCGGACACGUCUUCGCCGGACCCUCGACGCCCUUUGGCAGCAUCAAGCCCGGCCUGGAUUCGGACGUCGGCAACAACCAGGCGGGGUUCGUCUCGGAUGCUGGCGCGGCCAUCUUUGGCAUCAGCGCGCUUCACGAUGAUGGCACGGGCGGUAGACCCUCGUUGGGCAUGUCGUCGCUCCUGCCGCAGUACUGCCAGCUCGACACGCACGAGGAGGACUCCGGGUGCAAGUGGACACGCAACGCCCGCAGGACGCACCUCGCGGGGCCGCAGAGCUUCAGCAGUGCACCCGGCGAGUUUCAUGCUUCGCUCGAAUCGUUGAUCGAGGUCAGCUUUGCGGCGACGGAUCAUGCGGCAGUCUAUCAGUUUGACUACAGCAAGACGCUCGAGCGUGGAUCGUGGGUGGUGGACCAGCGUAAAGCAGAGCGAGAGAGGCGCGCGAAUAAUAUGGAGCCCGUGCUGAUGUUCGACUACAUGACGGAUCUUUCGAACAGUGGUGGGGGCACGCCCAACUCGCUCCGCAUCGAGACGGUCGAUCUGCCGUCCACGCAGGGGGGAAAGGCGCAAGCGAUAACACGCAUUCGUUCGAGCGCAACCUUUUCGCCCUCUUUCGGUGUGGGCAACUUCCAGGUGUAUGCGUGCCUCGACGUGCCGCUGGUGCGAUCGUCGGGCGUGUACCAAUCGACAGUCUCCACGCCAGGUGCUACCGAGCUUACCGACAUCUACGACGAAGCGGGUGUGAUCCUCACGCUCGACCGGGAUGCGCUUGCUGCUGCGCCGUACGCUGGCGUGCUACCCGUCCGCAUGGGCAUCAGCUGGGUCUCCACCGAUUCCGCCUGCGCCUUUGCCUUCGAUGAGAUCCCAGCCUUCCCUUCGACGCGCUCGCUCACCGCUGUCGCCGCACAGACGCGCACCAAGUGGAACCGGCUGCUGAGCGAUACGCUUUCGGUCUCGCACGACGGCGUGAGCGACGACGACCUCACGCUCUUCUACUCGUCCCUCUACCGCUCCUUCCUCUCGCCCAACAACGUCACCGCCGACAAUCCGCGCUUUAGCACAACCAAGCCGUCGUUCGACUCGCUCUACUGCAUCUGGGACAGUGCACGCACCAUCCAUCCCCUCUGGACGCUGCUCGCACCCAAGGCACAGGCCGACGUGCUCCAGGCGAUCGUCGAGAUUCAAAGGCACGAAGGCUGGCUGCCCGACUGCAGGAUGUCGACGAGCAAGGGGUAUACGCAGGGCGGGAGCAAUGCAGAGAUGAUGCUGAGCGACUCGUAUGUCAAAGGUAUCCUUGGCGACGACGUGCAGUUUUGGCAGGAUGCGCUCCAGGCCAUGCUCAAGGAUGCACAGGUCGAGCCUGCCUCGUGGGGACUCGUGGGCAGGGGAGGCAUUGCAGCCCGUGCCAAGCUCGGCUAUGUACCGCGCGGCGAGUGGGGAUCUCCAAGUGCUACAGGCGCAACUCCGGGUCGAACGGCUUCAAGAACAAUAGAGUAUGCGUACAACGACUUUAGCAUCGCGCUCGUCUCUGCCGGGUUGAAACGUAGGGAUCUGUACGACACGUAUACGCGGCUGUCGAACGACACCUUCAACCUGUGGAAUACGAGCAUAGUGUCGGAUGGCUUUUCGGGCUUCCUGCAGGCGCGCGAGGAGGACGGUACUUGGGCGUACCAGGAUCCACGUCGCUGUUCGCCCGCACUCGAACCGAUGGGGUGCUUCUUGGACCGUGGCGAGGGGCAUGAUUUCUACGAGGCGAGUAGUUGGCAGUACUCUCUCUUCGCGCCGCACGACAUGGCGACCGUCGUAUCGCUCAUGGGUGGACACGAACGGUACAUCGAGCGAUACAACCACAUGUGGGCGUCCGGCUAUGCGGAUAUCGGCGACGAGCCCGGAUUCCUCGCCGCCUACUCGGCCAACUUUGCACGCGGCGGAUACAGACAUACGGUAGACACAGUGAUAGGGCUAGUGCGCGCGCAGUUCAACACGUCCACCGCAGGGUUACCCGGCAAUGACGAUGUGGGCGCCAUGGGGAGCUUGGUCGUAUGGACCUAUCUCGGCUUCUUCCCCGUUGCGGGGACGGGGGUGUAUUUGCUAGGAACGCCACUGCUGAGUGCGUAUGCUGUCACCAACGACAUCACGGGCAAGACGUUCAGGCUGAAAACCAAGGGCUUUGACGCAGCAAGGCGAAACAAAUACAUCGUCAGCGCAACGCUGGACGGCAAGCCGUACACCAAAAGCUGGCUGUGUCACACCGUGUUUGCCCAGGGCGCCACACUCGAGCUCACGCUAGGCGACACUCCAAGCCCCACAUUCGCGACCGCAGAUGGGGAUCUGCCACCCAGCCUGUCCACCGGUGGAUACGCGUACGACUCGAACCCUCCUGGCUGCUGA